Caenorhabditis auriculariae is the source of this 4454-nucleotide messenger RNA. Lineage: Eukaryota; Metazoa; Nematoda; Chromadorea; Rhabditida; Rhabditidae. The record is from the annotation of a GenBank genome assembly.
AUGGGAUUCCCGACUUUUGCCCUCCUUUUGGCCCUGGUGCCAUUGGCCGCGUCUCACGGCGACCAUGGAGACUAUUCGAGACCUUCUAGGCGUCCUUCGAGACCGUCUUCGGGAUCCUCUUCCAGAGACUUCUCCUGCAAGAACUUGGUCAGCUUUUCUCAUAAAACGGAUGAUGUUUUUUUAAAUUUUUAUUUAAAAAAAUAAAUUUCUAUUUAUUUAUACGUUCACCUUGCGGAAGGCAGAGUGGUCACUAUAGGGGUUCUGGAAAAAAAAAACCACUAAGGUGGACAAAACGUAAUUCCCUAGAAGCUUAAAAUUCAGUGGGUCCUUAUAGGAAAAAUUGGCUCGGCUUCAAAAAAAAAAAGACAGAAAGAUGAAGUUUAGAUGACCCGUUUUGGAGUUUUUUUUCUUGCCGUUGAGCUCAAGUGUUCUCUACAGGGAUCUAUUUGUUCUCAUUUGAAGUUAAAAAUAGGUAUACCACUAGAAUGCCCUAGAGUUGUCACUUACUGAAACCCUUAGAGUCUUCAUUUUAGAGCCCUCCAAAGAAAGAGUUUAGGUGGUACCUCCAGGGGAACCUAUAAAAACCCUGGUCUAGGGCUGCCCAUAUAGUGACCGCUGUGACUUUCCGCAGACAAGUUUGAUCUACCAAACAAUCUCUAAAGCAAUCAUUUACAGUCAAACUUUACCAUUCAUUAUUUAAUGAAAGGCUCUAUAACCCAUGUUCUACUGUGACUUUGAAAAUGGAAUAUGAUGACUGGAACUCUGAAAAAAAAUUUUAAAAUUUCAGCCGGAAGAGGUGCAAGGCUACCACGCGGACCACCAGGCCAGAUACGUCGAACUGGAACGUCCUUUGAGAGAAGGCGACACGGUCAUCAUCCGCGGAAAGCUCGGACCCGGAAGGAAUCCCCAAAAGUAACCAUCAAUCAAAAAAUGAUGGCAAAUCAACGAAAAACAGACGGUUCUACCUGGACUUUGCUCGUGGACCUGUCCGCACCUACCGAACCCAGCCGAGAACUUUCCCGAGUACUUUCCAUCUUAGCGCUCAGUACGACACCGGAAGUCUCUACUUUGGCCGUUUCAACGUAAGUCGAGCGAGAAUAAAGAUAAUCUGAAGAGAGGCCAGAGAAAAAAAGCUUCAUGGCUUCCCUGGUGUCUCUUCUGAUUGCAUGUUAAUUAAAAGUCCAUCGAAAACGAGAGCAACGGUUUUCUGAAGAGACGCUAGAGAAAGAGAGUGUCAUGACUUCUCUGGCGUCUCUUCUGACGGCAUGUUAAGUAAAAGUCUAUCGCAAGCGAGAGCAACUGUUUUCUGAAGAGACGCUAGAGAAAGAGAGUUUCACGACUUCUCUGGCGUCUCUUCUGACGGCAUGUUAAUUAAAAGUCUAUCUCAAGCGAAAGAUCAACGGUGGUCUGAAGAGACGCUAGAGAAAGAGAGUGUCAUCACUUCUCUGGCGUCUCUUCUGACGGCAUGUUAAGUAAAAGUCUAUCUCAAGCGAGAGCAACGGUUCUCUGAAAAGGCGCUAGAGAAACAAAGUGUCAUGACUUCUUUGGCGCUUCUUCUGACGGCUUGUUGAAUAAAGGUCUAUCUCAGGCGAGAGUGACGGUGUUUUGAAGAGACGCUAGAGAAAGAGAGUGCCAUGGCUUCCCUGGUGUCUCUUCUGACGGCAUGUUAAGUAACAGUCUAUCGCAAGCGAGAAUAACGGUGUUCUGAAGAGACGCUAGAGAAAGAGAGUGCCAUGGCUUCCCUGGUGUCUCUUCUGACGGCAUGUUAAGUAACAGUCUAUCGCAAGCGAGAAUAACGGUGUUCUGAAGAGACGCUAGAGAAAAAAAAACUAAUCUAGAGAUAGGGGGCGCAAAGCCCCGCCCCUUCACGCAGCCAAAAUGACGAUUUUUUUGUUGCAAAAACGGUUUUGAGGCGUUUAUACUAGCUAAAGUCCCACUUUAAAAAUAAACUGUUUUCUGUUAAUCUAUGUAAUCGACAACGCUCUACAAGACUGAAUACUUUUAAAACUAUGUAUCUUUCAAAAAUAAGCGAAAAAGUAAGAUUUACCACGAAAAAAACUGACAAGUUUCACAAAAUCGUCGCGUUUCAGAAAACCAAGUGAGGAACGCUUCUAAAUUUUAAGUAUGUUAUACAUUAACACUUUCUUUAUUUCUUGAGUGAAAAUGAAAAAAAUCUACCGACGCGAAAAAAAUAUUAAAGCUUGUAAAGUGACACCAAACUUUAAAGCUGAAAUGCGAAAAAAUUUCAGCGACAUGGUAUACUUUUUAUUUGAUUUAAAAAAACUAACAGUGUGUCCAAAAAAAUAAAAAAAUUCAAAAUGAAAAAUAAUUAUUGGGACAGCGAAUCAAAUUAUAUUUGAGUUUUUACCAAAACCUCCUUUUUUUUCGUCUGCCUCGUUGACGCAUGAGAGAAUAGGAUCGCGUCUAUACUUUUUUUGAUUAUGUUAUUAAGCGUUCAAAAACUCUAUCAAUGAAAAAAAUUAUGAAAAAAAUCGAUCGACGCGAAAAAAAUAACGGCUUUGAAAAACCUCGAAAAAAAUGGCAAUUUUUUUGAAAUUUCGGAAGAUUUCGUGCAAGUGUCCGUAGCAGUGUUUGCGUCAAACACACCGAUGCGCCCUUUUAAAUGUCGCAGGAGCCGUUUUUUUCGGAGUCAAAUUGCACUUUUUUUCCUGUUUUAUUUCGAAAUAACAUCAUUUUUUUCAUUUUUUUCUUUUUUUCCAAAUCGAAUGAUAAUAAAUUUUCUGAUUAGAAAAAGAAAAAAAUAAGCUGAAAAAAAUCCCGUUGACCUUUUUUUCUAGGUAGUUUUUUUGAUAUUUUAUCAAAAAAAUUCUUAUGAGGAUUGUACAAAAAGAUUCAUGCCAAAACAUGAGGCUCAGUUCUGACAACCUCUCAGAACAGAAAACCAAUUUGAAAACGGUCCAGAAAUGCGCAAAAACAUUUAAAAAGAAAGCGUGCGGCAGCGGGUAAACCGUGAGAUUUUGCCUCCAGUUGUACGCCGCGCGCGCUCGUUUUUUGGCCAUAACUUUUUUCUUAGUGGAGCUUUUUUCGAAAACUAAACGGAUUAUGAAAAUGGACAGUCUCCUCUAUCGAACAGUGUGAAAAACUUAUUUUUUGAAUCGUUCUGAAGAAAUGGCUUGCGGCCCCUAUCUAGAGAUUCCUGCUUCAGAGAUCAGUUAAUUGAAGAGACACAGAGAAAAAGGAAUUCUCCACUCCAGUGAUUUUCAGAAAAAAAAAAUCAACAAUCUUCGUAUACAUCAUAUGCCAAAUCUUAGGAAAUUCUGAUUUCUCUGCGUCUCUUUCCUCUCGCCGGCGAAAUAAUGGGAACGGAGGGAUGAAUAUUAUGAGAGUAAAGAGAGCGUUCAGUAUGAAGCUAUGAACUUUAGGCGAAAGAAUUGGCCAAGAUGUGAAAAAAAUCACUUUUUCGAGGAGAUAAUAGAGGAAAAAAAUGACUUUUUUUCUCUGGACUCUCUACAGCCGGCGGUUGAUCUCUCGCCUUUAUUGAACCUACUUUUUAUUUUUCGACACGUUUCCGGUUUUGAUUGAGCAAUGGGUGUAAGGGAGAGAUCAACGGGGGCCUGAAGAGACACCAGAGAAGCGAGGAAUAGAAGGCGGGGCACUGUCUGCGCUCUCCGCUAACCAGGCACUAUUUUUUAUUAUUCGUGUCAGGACCAUUUUUCGAUGGAUUAAGCCAGCCGUUGAUCUCUUCCUUUUCUUUUCUAAAAAUUACAAAAUACUAGUUUUUUUCAACUAAUUUGAAAUCAGGGCAAAGAUUUCAUCGACUUCUGGACACUUUCCAACCCCUUCACCGAGGCUCGAUUCACCAUCCGAGUCGAGUAUGCUUCAUCGAUUUUUUGAAGAGUGAGACUUGGAAUUGAAGGAUCAAAGAGGACGGGUACGCGGUCUACAAGGACGACAUCUACCUGGCCACAUAUAAGUCCCGCGCCUACACCAGCGUCCAGGUGAUCUACCUGGAGAACCUCACUGUCGACGAGAGAGUGUUCGUUUGAACAUUUGGGAAGAGGAGGUUGAAUGUUCUGAUUCAGCCGUUGCAAGGAUCCGGAAUGCGCCCACCUGAGCGGUGAUAAGCUCACCGUCGUUAUUGGCGACGGGAAAAUCACGCAAACUCGUUAGUUUUACGUACAGGAAGUCUUGUUCUAAAUAGGGAGAGAAUAUUAUUUUUGAACUUCUGGUGGCUCUAAUAUCAUAAAUUCAGUCUCAAUAGAGCGAAAUUACUGUGCAGUUAUGGCUGUUAAAGACCUAUAUAUUUUUCUGCCACUUCAGCUUUUAUGCCCAAAAAAUUUGAAAGGGCCAGUACUGUAGGACAUUACACGCCAGCGUGUCAUAUUUUUUCACUUGAAAAUUACAGUAAACCAACAUUCGUUUCGAGACCUUUUUGAAGUCUAAAAUCGAUGCGAUUUUCAGGUGGAACGUGCCCAUACGAGCGCAAGUUCUGA